Molecule: messenger RNA, 1820 nt
Organism: Manihot esculenta (cassava)
Lineage: Eukaryota; Viridiplantae; Streptophyta; Magnoliopsida; Malpighiales; Euphorbiaceae
Exons: 3
Coding region: 17-1672 (551 amino acids)
Source: RefSeq, a predicted model, not a curated record
GCAAGUUCUCAGCUUGAUGGAAUCUACAAUUAUUCGAUUGCCGAAUGAAGUAAGAAAAUUGACUUGUUUGCGACUUUUGGAUUUGAGUAGAUGUCAAAGACUUAAAGUGAUUCCGCCAAAUGUCCUAUCAACACUAGCCCAAUUGGAGGAAUUAUACUUGGGGGGAAGCCUUGUGCAAUGGGAGGGUGAAGGGCAUGAUGAAGGAAGCAACAACGCUAACUUGUCUGAAUUGAAGCUUUUGUCAAAAUUGUCCACUCUAGAGAUACAUAUCAUAGAUGCAAAUAUCAUGCCUAAAGAUAUAUUUUCUGAAAAAUUGGAAAGUUUUAGAGUAUUGAUUGGAGAUGGGUGGGAUUGGGCUAAUAAUGAGUAUGAGACCUCACGAUCAUUGAAACUCAAGCUGAAUAGAAGCGCCUUGUUGGAGAGAGUAAAAGGGUUGCUGAUGAAAACCGAAAGUCUAUAUUUGGAUGACUUGAAGGGCGUGAGAAGUGUUCUCUAUGAAUUAGAUGAUCAAGGCUUUCCUGAGUUAAAGCAUCUUCAUGUUCAAAAUAGCCUUGAUAUUCAAUAUAUCAUAGACUGGAUGAAAAUGAACCAUUUCACUGCUUUUCCCAAGUUGAAGUCAUUAUUUCUUCACAAUCUGAAUAAUUUGGAGAAGAUUUAUGGAGGGCCUUAUACAGUGGGAUCUUUUAGCGAUUUGAGAAAAUUAAAGGUAGAAAAUUGCAAUGCAUUGAGGAGUCUCUUCUCAUUUUCUAUGUUUAAUGUCCUUAAGAAGCUAGAAGAAGUGAAUGUGAAUAAUUGCGAAAUUAUACAAGUGAUAGUAGCUAAGGAAGGUGAAGAUGAUGAAGAAUGUGAGUUGACGCAACUACGAUCCUUAACGUUGGAAAAUCUACCCCAAUUUAUAAGCUUUUGUUCCCAAGUGAAGGUGCAUUCUACAUCCCAAAGAGCAGGAAAUCAAGAAAUAGCUACUACGGCCUCCAAUGAAAUUGUAUGUGAAGCUGAUGCGGAUGUUCUGGUGGCACUUUUCAACGACAAGAUUCGAUUUCCUAAUUUGGCAGACAUGACGUUUGUUGGAAUUAAUGUGGAAAUGAUAUGGCCUUGUCAACAUAAAGCAUUGUCUCCGAGUAUUGAAAAAUUAACAACAUUGAUUGUAGAUGGGUGUGGGAAUUUGAACUUUCUAUUCACAUCUUCUAUUGUUGGAAGUCUUGCACAUCUUAAAGUGCUUGAGAUAUGUGACUGCAAAUCUAUGGAAGAAGUAAUACUUGCAGCGGGAGAAGGAGAAACGAUGAGCAAAAUAUUAUUACCUAAAUUAGACUCUCUAAAGCUCAAAGGUCUUCCCAAGCUUGUAAGGUUCUGCAGAGCUAAGUUAAUUGAAUGUCCCUCCUUGAAAGUGUUGAAGAUGGGGAAUUGUCCUCGUUUGCAAUCAUUUGUCUCCACACAAGUGAACAUAGCUCUCUUUGAUGAAAAGGUUUGGUUUCCUGAAUUGGAGAAAUUGCAUGUUGAGGACAUGCAUAUGUUGAAGAUGAUAUGGUGUGAUGAAGUCCUAACAGAUUCCUUUGGUAGAUUAAAAGUGCUAAAUGUGCUAAAUGGAAAACAGCUACUGGAAAUCUUUCCGUCUAAAUUGUUGGAAAAGUUCUUGGUAAAUCUAGAAUCAUUAUACGACAUUGUGAUUCAGUGAAAGAGGUGUUUGAUCUCCAAGCAAUAAUAAAAGAAAGAGAAGCACAUGUUGUAAGGCAUAGUCAAUUGAGAACUUUGGAGGUUAAGAAUCUUCCGAAUUUAAUUCAAUUAUGGAAUAGGGAUCCUCAUGACAUUCUCUCCUUUUAUAA